This is a messenger RNA of Anarrhichthys ocellatus (wolf-eel), 9936 nucleotides long. RefSeq names its product inositol 1,4,5-trisphosphate receptor type 1. Gene Ontology annotation, molecular function: inositol 1,4,5 trisphosphate binding; inositol 1,4,5-trisphosphate-gated calcium channel activity. The transcript has 59 exons. Gene Ontology annotation, biological process: calcium ion transmembrane transport. The coding region runs from base 328 to 8658 and encodes 2776 amino acids. Gene Ontology annotation, cellular component: endoplasmic reticulum; membrane. The record is from RefSeq and is a predicted model, not a curated record. NCBI's taxonomy places the organism in Eukaryota, Metazoa, Chordata, Actinopteri, Perciformes, Anarhichadidae.
UCGUGGUUUCCCCUGGUGGUGAGAUGCGACCACAUGGACAUCAUUUCCCGGCUAUCGACGCUCCGGCUGUUUGAGCAAAAUAAGUGGCAGCGAGCCAGGCAGCUCAGCCGAGGAGCCAGUGUGCUGCCCGCCUCAGCGAGCACAGCCCCGGAGCUCCGACGGCCGCGGGGAGGUGAAAGAGUUGACACAAAUAACUGGAUUGUUACAGCUGCGGAAGAAGGCUGGAUCUCCCCCCCGGCUCGGCGGUGAAGAGGAGAGCCAAUGUCGUCCAGAGAAAGCUGAAUACCCACGACCGAGUUGUUCCCUGUGUGUGUGUGUGUGUCAAAGAUGUCGGACAAGAUGUCCAGCUUCCUACACAUCGGGGACAUCUGCUCCAUGUAUGCAGAAGGAUCCACCAAUGGUUUCAUCAGCACCCUGGGCUUGGUGGAUGACCGCUGUGUCGUCCAACCUGACGCUGGAGACCUCAACAACCCUCCAAAGAAGUUCCGAGACUGUCUGUUCAGACUGUGUCCCAUGAACCGCUACUCUGCCCAGAAGCAGUUCUGGAAAGCGGCAAAGCCUGGAGGGAACACGGACACGGUGCUCCUCAACAAGCUCCAUCAUGCAGCUGACUUGGAGAAAAAGCAAAAUGACUCUGAAAACAAAAAGCUGCUUGGAACAGUAAUUCAGUACGGGAAUGUCAUUCAGCUCCUCCACCUGAAGAGCAACAAAUACCUGACGGUGAACAAGCGUCUGCCUGCGCUGUUGGAGAAGAACGCCAUGAGGGUGAUGUUGGACACCGCUGGAAAUGAGGGCUCCUGGUUCUACAUCCAGCCAUUCUACAAACUACGCUCCAUCGGGGACAGUGUGGUGAUUGGGGACAAAGUGGUCCUUAACCCAGUGAAUGCUGGUCAGCCGCUCCAUGCCAGCACACACCAGCUAGUGGAUAAUCCAGGAUGCAACGAGGUGAACUCGGUCAACUGUAACACCAGCUGGAAGAUUGUCUUGUUUAUGAAAUGGGGCGACAACCAAGAGAUCAUCCUAAAAGGGGGUGACGUGGUACGGUUAUUUCAUGCAGAGCAGGAGAAAUUCCUCACCUGUGAUGAUCACAGAAAAAAACAAUACGUUUUUCUUCGCACUACUGGACGGCAGUCGGCUACCUCGGCAACCAGCAGCAAAGCCCUUUGGGAGAUAGAGGUUGUACAGCAUGAUCCAUGUCGAGGGGGGGCAGGCUACUGGAACAGCCUGUUCCGAUUCAAACACCUGGCUACUGGACACUACCUGGCUGCUGAGGUGAAUCCAGAGUAUGAAGAGGAGUGCCUGGAGUACCGCUCCUCACUGGACUCGGAGCAAGACACCUCAAGAGCCCGUUUGAGACAUGUCCAGGACAAAGUCAUGUACACCCUUGUGUCUGUACCGGAUGGGAAUGACAUCUCUUCCAUAUUUGAGCUUGACCCUACAACAUUAAGAGGAGGAGACUCACUGGUACCCAGGAACUCCUAUGUGCGCCUCAGGCACCUGUGCACAAACACAUGGGUUCACAGCACCAACCAACCAAUUGACAAGGAGGAAGAAAAGCCCGUCAUGCUGCGCAUCGGCACCUCAGCACUGAAAGAGGACAAGGAGGCAUUUGCCAUCGUGCCCGUCUCCCCUGCUGAAGUGAGAGACCUUGACUUUGCCAACGAUGCCAGUAAAGUGCUAGCCUCUAUUGCUGGAAAGCUGGAAAAAGGAACCAUCACACAGAAUGAGAGGAGAGCCGUUACCAAGCUACUGGAGGAUUUGGUGUUCUUUGUGGUGGAUAUCCCUAACAACGGACAGGAUGUUCUUGAGAUCAUGGUCAACAAACCCAACAGGGAACGACAGAAACUGAUGAGAGAACAGAAUAUUCUCAAACAGAUCUUCAAGCUACUGCAGGCUCCAUUCACAGACAGCGGGGACGGGCCAAUGCUGCGACUGGAGGAGCUGGCUGACCAGCGUCAUGCCCCCUUCAGACACAUCUGCCGUCUGUGUUACCGUGUUUUGCGUCACUCUCAGCAGGACUACCGCAAGAACCAGGAGUAUAUCGCCAAACAGUUUCGCUUCAUGCAGAAACAGAUUGGCUAUGAUGUCUUGGCUGAGGACACAAUCACAGCUCUGCUCCAUAAUAACCGCAAGCUGCUGGAGAAACACAUCACUGCUGCAGAGAUCGACACGUUUGUUAGCCUGGUCCGCAAGAACCGUGAGCCAAGGUUCCUGGACUACCUGUCAGACUUGUGUGUGUCAAUGAAUAAGUCCAUCCCUGUGACACAGGAGCUCAUCUGUAACGCAGUGCUGGAUCCAGCCAACGCAGACAUCCUCAUAGAAACCAAACUCGUACUGUCGAGAUUUGAGAUCGAGGGAGCGCCGCUUGGGGAGAACUCUGUGGAGUCAGAGGAGGAUGAGGAGGAGGUGUGGUUGUUUUGGAAAGACCGCAUUAAAGAGAUCCGCAGUAAAAGCAUUAGGGAGCUGGCUCAGGAUGCCAAGGAGGGCCAGAAGGAGGACCAGGACGUGAUCAGUUAUUACAGGUACCAGCUGAACCUGUUUGCCAGGAUGUGUUUGGACCGCCAGUACCUGGCAAUCAACAAGAUCUCUGGCCAGCUGGAUGUGGACCUGAUCUUGCGAUGCAUGUCAGAUGAAGACCUGCCCUAUGAUCUGCGUGCCUCCUUCUGCCGCAUGAUGCUGCACAUGCAUGUAGAUCGUGAUCCUCAGGAGCAGGUUACCCCUGUCAAAUACGCUCGACUCUGGUCUGAAAUCCCCUCAGAGAUUGCCAUUGAUGACUACGACAAUGAUGGUACAUCUAAAGAUGAAAUUAAGGAGCGAUUCUGUCUGACUAUGGAGUUUGUUGAGAACUACUUGAGAGACGUGGUGUGUCAGAGCUUCCCUUUUGCAGAUAAAGAGAAGAACAAGCUGACCUUUGAGGUGGUGAAUCUGGCCAGGAACCUGAUUUAUUUUGGCUUCUACAACUUCAGUGACCUGCUGAGACUAACCAAGAUCCUGCUGGCUAUUUUAGACUGCGUCCAUGUGAGCACAAUUUUCCCUUUUAACAAGAUGGACAAAGAAGAAGAAGAAGAAAGUAAAGGUAGGAACAUCAUGGUUGGUCGGUGGAGGACCAAAUAUCUCAUGGACAUGGAGUUGAUGUCUGUAUUGAUGAAUGUGUGCUUGUUUCCAGGCAGCAAUGUGAUGAGAUCCAUUCAUGGUGUAGGAGAGCUGAUGUCCCAAGUGGUCCUAAGAGGAGGGGGCUUCCUACCCACAACUUCAAACACCAGCUCCAAUGGAGUCACAGUCAAGACCCAGACUGAGCCGGAGAAACAGGAUAUAUUGGUCAUGGACACCAAGCUAAAGAUCAUUGAGAUCCUGCAGUUCAUCUUGAACGUCCGCCUGGACUACAGGAUCUCCUGUCUGCUGUCUAUAUUUAAGAGGGAGUUUGAUGAGAGUAACUCUCAGAGUGAAUUAUCUAUAACUGGAGCAGUAGAAGGACCUAACAACAUGCCAGGAGCUUUGGAUUUUGAGAACAUAGAAGAGCAGGCAGAGGGGAUAUUUGGUGGAAGUGAAGAAAACACCCCACUGGACCUGGACGAUCAUGGUGGCCGUACCUUCUUGAGGGUCCUUCUCCACUUGACCAUGCAUGACUAUCCUCCUCUGGUGUCCAGAGCCCUCCACCUGCUCUUUAGGCAUUUCAGCCAAAGGCAGGAGGUCUUGCAGGCUUUUAAGCAGGUCCAGCUGCUGGUCACCAGCCAAGAUGUGGAAAAUUACAAGCAGAUAAAGUCAGACCUGGACCAGUUGCGCUCUAUCGUAGAGAAGUCUGAGCUCUGGGUGUACAAGAGGCAGGGGCCAGACGAGGGCAUGGAUGGGGGAGAGGGACUCUCCACUGACCAAGAGCAUAAAAGGGGAGAUUCAGGGGGCACAGACAAACCAAAGAAAGCAGAAAGCACCAGCAGUUACAACUACAGGGUGGUAAAGGAGAUCCUGCUGCGGCUCAGCAGGCUGUGUGUCCAAGAAGGUUUGUCAGGUAGGAAGAGCAAGAAACAGCAGCAGAGGCUGCUAAGGAACAUGGGGGCGCAUGCUGUCGUCCUUGAGCUGCUACAGAUUCCCUACGAGAAGGGAGAAGAUUUGCGUAUGCAGGAUAUCAUGAAGCUAGCCCACCAGUUCCUACAGAAUUUCUGUGCAGGAAACCAGCAGAACCAAGCCCUGCUGCACAAGCACAUCAAUCUUUUCCUCAACCCAGGGAUUUUAGAAGCCAUCACCAUGCAGCAUAUCUUCAUGAACAACUUCCAGCUGUGCAGUGAGAUCAAUGAGCGUGUGGUUCAGCACUUUGUCCACUGCAUCGAAACACAUGGACGCAAUGUCCAGUACCUCAAGUUCCUUCAGACGAUUGUCAAAGCGGAAAAUAAAUUCAUCAAAAAGUGUCAGGACAUCGUCAUGGCAGAGCUGGUGAAUGCUGGCGAAGAUGUUCUGGUCUUCUAUAAUGACCGCGCCUCCUUCCAGACACUGGUCCAGAUGAUGCGAUCAGAGCGGGACCGCAUGGAUGAGAACAGUCCGCUGAUGUACCACAUACACUUGGUGGAGCUGUUGGCUGUUUGCACUGAGGGCAAGAACGUCUACACAGAGAUCAAGUGUAACAGCCUGUUACCACUGGAUGACAUAGUGCGCGUGGUGACCCACGAGGACUGCAUCCCCGAGGUGAAGAUCGCCUAUAUCAACUUCCUGAACCACUGCUAUGUGGACACCGAGGUGGAAAUGAAGGAGAUCUACACCUCUAACCACAUGUGGAAACUCUUUGAGAACUUCCUAGUUGACAUUUGUAGAGUGUGCAACAAUACAAGCGACCGUAAGCAUGCAGACAUCAUUCUGGAGCGAUAUGUGACGGAGACGGUCAUGAGCAUCGUAACGACUUUCUUCAGCUCACCUUUCUCUGACCAGAGCACCAGCCUGCAGACCAGGCAGCCAGUCUUUGUGCAGCUGCUGCAGGCAGUAUUCAGGGUCUACCAUUGUAACUGGUUGGUCCCAGUCCAGAAGGGCUCUGUUGAGAACUGCAUCAAGGUGCUCUCUGAUGUUGCGAAAGGCAGAGCAAUAGCCAUUCCUGUGGACCUGGACAACCAGGUGAACAACCUGUUUGUGAAAUCCAACAACAUUGUCCAGAAGACAGCCAUGAGCUGGAGACUUUCUGCUCGCAAUGCUGCCCGCAGGGACUCUGUGGUGACCGCUUCACGGGACUACAGGAACAUCAUUGAGAGGCUGCAGGACAUUGUGUCAGCUCUCGAGGACCGUCUGCGGCCGUUGGUCCAGGCUGAGUUGUCAGUUCUGGUGGACGUGCUGCAUCGGCCCGAGCUGCUCUUCCCCGAAAACACCGACUCGCGUAAGAAGUGUGAGAGCGGAGGUUUCAUAUGCAAGCUGAUCAAACAUACCAAGCAGCUGCUGGAGGAAAACGAGGAGAGACUGUGCAUCAAAGUUCUGCAAACGCUGCGAGAGAUGAUGACAAAAGACCGUGGUUAUGGAGAGAAGCUCAGGGCCUUUGAUGAUGAGAUGGAUAUGCCUAAGCAGCUGGAUCAGAACCAGCCUGAGAAGUUGUUGGAGGACCAGAAGAGGGGCGAGGCACUGAGACAGAUUCUGGUGAAUCGUUACUAUGGCAACUUUUAUCGAAGUGGUGGGAGGAGGGACAGCCUGACGUCAUUUAGCAAUGGCCCCCUCAGUCCAGUAGGACCCGGCAAAAAUCAAUCAGCAUUAGGGGGUCCUGGGGGGCUGAGUCGUGCGGAAAUGAGCCUGUCGGAGGUACAGUGUCACUUGGACAAAGAGGGAGCCUCUGACCUGGUCAUUGACCUCAUCAUGAACACCACUAGUGACCGAGUUUUCCAAGAAAGCAUCCUCCUGGCUAUUGCAUUGCUGGAGGGUGGAAACACCACCAUCCAGCGUUCGUUCUUUUGCCGUCUGACAGAAGACAAGAAAUCCGAAAAGUUCUUCAGGGUUUUCUACGACCGUAUGAAGCUGGCCCAGCUGGAGAUCAAAGCCACGGUGACGGUAAAUACCAGCGACCUGGGAAACAGAAAGAGAGAUGAUGACAGCCAGGACAAAGACGUCCCUGUGCGCAAAAAAGCUAGAGACUCAGCGGUGGUCAUGACAGAGGAUGUGAGAGAGCAGCUAUUAGAGGCCUCGACUGCUACCAAGAAGGCCUUUAACUCAUACCGGCGUGAAGCAGACCCUGAGGACCACUUCAACUCAGCCGACGGCCACCCCAGCACUGGGGACAAGAACCAGGACGAGGGCGAAAUGAGUUUUGUAAUUGUUAUCAUGCAGCCCAUCCUUCGCUUCCUCCAGCUGCUUUGUGAGAAUCACAACCGGGACCUACAGAACUUUCUUCGCUGUCAAAACAACAAGAACAACUACAACCUUGUGUGUGAGACUCUUCAGUUCUUGGACUGUAUCUGCGGCAGCACCACAGGGGGUCUCGGCCUACUGGGACUGUACAUCAACGAGAAGAACGUAGCCCUCAUCAACCAAACUCUGGAGAGUCUAACGGAGUACUGCCAAGGCCCCUGCCAUGAAAACCAGAAUUGCAUUGCCACACACGAGUCCAAUGGAAUUGAUAUCAUAAUCGCCCUGAUCCUCAAUGACAUCAACCCACUUGGGAAGAAGCGGAUGGACCUGGUGUUGGAGCUCAAGAACAAUGCAUCCAAGUUGCUGCUUGCAAUCAUGGAGAGCCGUCACGACAGUGAGAACUCGGAGAGGAUCCUGUACAACAUGAGGCCCAAAGAGCUGGUGGAAGUGAUAAUGAAAGCCUAUCUACAGGGGGAGGAAGAAUUUGAGGACACAAAGGAGGAGGAUGAUAACGGGGAAGAGGAAGAACACGAUGCUGCUUCCCCCCGAAAUGUUGGACACAACAUCUACAUUUUAGCUCACCAGUUGGCACGUCACAAUAAGGAGCUGUCUAUGAUGUUAAAGCCAGGAGGGGCCAGUGGAGAGGGAGAUGAGGCCUUGGAGUUCUACGCCAAACACACUGCUCAGAUAGAGAUUGUGCGCCAGGACCGCACCAUGGAGGAGAUAGUGUUCCCCGUGCCCAACAUCUGUGAGUUCCUGACCACCGAGUCAAAGCUGCGAGUCUACUUCACCACGGAGAGAGACGAGCAGGGCAGCAAGAUCAACGACUUCUUCCUGCGAGCAGAGGAACUCUUUGAUGAGAUGAACUGGCAGAAGAAGCUCAGAGCCCAACCGGUGCUGUACUGGUGCUCAAGAAACAUGUCGGUGUGGAGUAACAUCUCCUUCAACCUGGCUGUGCUGAUGAACCUGCUGGUCUGCUUCUUCUACCCCCUGGAGGGUGUACAUGCAGGGAUGCUGGAUCCCCACCUUUCUGCCCUGCUGUGGAUGGGAGUCUUGGCAACACUGGCCAUUGUUAUCAUCAUGCCCCAACCGCUGAGCAUUCGUGCCUUCGUCAUUAUCACCAUCCUCCGCCUCAUCUUCUCUGUUGGCCUGGAGCCCACCCUCUUCCUUCUGGGUGCCUUCAAUGUGUGCAAUAAAAUCAUCUUCCUGAUAAGUUUCGUGGGGAACCGAGGAACCUUCACACGGGGUUACAGAGCCAUGGUGUUUGACUUUGAGUUCCUCUACCACCUCCUCUACCUCAUCAUCUGCUCUCUGGGGGUGUUUGUCCAUGUCUUCUUCUACAGUCUGCUGCUGUUUGACCUGGUAUACAGAGAAGAGACCUUGCUGAAUGUAAUCAAGAGUGUUACUCGUAAUGGACGCUCGAUCGUGCUCACCGCUGUGCUGGCUCUUAUCUUGGUCUACCUGUUCUCCAUCGUUGGCUACAUUUUCUUCAAAGACGACUUCAUCCUGGAGGUGGAUCGUAUCCCCAACACAACUCUGAAAAAUGGAGCCAGUCUGGCCAGUGAGUUUCUGCCUGCAGGAAUGUGUCCGGGAGGGAUUGGUGAGAAUUGCACCACAGAGGCCCUGCAGGAAGAUUUGGGGAAUGGCGGUGAGGAGGAGAGCAACAUGGAGCGGACGUGCGACUCUCUACUUAUGUGUAUCGUUACUGUGCUGAGUCAUGGCUUGAGGAGUGGAGGAGGUGUAGGGGAUGUACUCCGCAAGCCUUCCAAAGAGGAGCCACUGUUUGCAGCUAGAGUGAUAUACGACCUGCUGUUCUUCUUCAUGGUCAUCAUCAUCGUCCUCAACCUCAUCUUUGGCGUAAUCAUCGACACCUUUGCUGACCUGAGGAGUGAAAAACAGAAGAAAGAAGAAGUCCUGAAGACUACUUGCUUCAUCUGCGGCCUGGAGCGGGACAAGUUUGACAACAAGACAGUGACCUUUGAGGAACACUUCAAAGAGGAGCACAACAUGUGGCACUACCUGUUCUUCAUUGUGCUGGUAAAAGUUAAGGACUCCACUGAAUACACAGGCCCCGAGAGCUACGUAGCUGAGAUGAUCAAGGAGCACAACCUGGACUGGUUCCCACGGAUGCGCGCCAUGUCACUGGUGAGCAGCGAUGCCGAGGGGGAGCAAAAUGAAAUCAGGAACCUGCAGGAGAAGCUUGAGUCGACCAUGAGGCUGGUUACCAACCUGUCUGGACAGCUGACUGAGCUCAAGGAACAGAUGACAGAGCAGAGGAAGCAGAAGCAACGAAUUGGUCUUCUUGGUCAUCCCCCUCACAUGAACAUCAAUCCCCAGCAGCCUGCCUGAGGGCCCUUGGGGACAGUAUCACCAGUGCCUUAGCACUUCUGUCAGUGCGCCACAUGUUAUACAGCAGAAUGCCAAAUCGUGUCCGUCUCCAGUAUGUAUUUAGGUCGAUGUCUGACUGUAUACUUCACCAGAAACUCCUACAAUAAGUGUUUCUACAACAUGCGUGCUUCUGAGUGUCUGUGUGAAGUGGAAGUUAUCGGAGUACGUUACUGGUGGCCUGUAGAGUGGAUGUGUCUGUGUGGGGGGAGAGUGUGCACCAAGUGCCUCGGGACCUGACAAGCCAGUCCUGUGGGUUUAGGAGAUGAAAACACUGACUUCAGCUUUACUACCCUGAAUGCCUUCUGCAUUGCACCACACUGACAGCAUACCAAAGUUGUUCCUGAGGGGAUAUUGCUUUCAAGUGGCCUUUUAUUGCGGUUUUGAUCCUCAGUGUUGCUCCAGCAAACUCAGGUCACAUGUGUAUUUGAAGGUUUGUAUGACCUCUACAACACAUUUUGCUUUUGUCUGACAGCAAUAGGAAUACUUAAUAAUAUGCAAUGUCUAAAUAAGAAUGAACUAUUUUUGGGAACUGGUAUUUGAUUUUAUAUUAGAAAUAUGGAGAUAAACAACACCUGUAAAGAAUCCAGAAGAGGUCACCUUACUUUUAAAGUCUCUUUAUGCUGUUAUAAAAUCUAUACUGGUUUUUUUUCCCAUUAAUUAUCACUUUCACAUUUUUUGCAAUCACAAAUGAAGGUUCUGUGCGGUUCAGAACACUUUAGUUUAAAAAGGUUUUUGAGGGGACUUUGAUAUUUGUUAAGGAAAAUACUACUAGAAAGUAACCUUUCAAUAACAAACCAUAUGGAGCUACUGUGGAGAAGGAGCAGAUCAUGUGACUGCUUCACUCUGAAGCAGGUUCCAUGCUGUGCUUAAUGAUAGUAGUGAUAUGGAGUCACAUUGGAAGCAUAAUGUGAACCAAACUUAAUUGAACUUGGGAGAAAUGUUCGAACGUUAGUUCAAUUAGAUUUAUCCUGCACUGAAUUAUGUAAUCUUCCUAUCAUCCAUUUAAUCCUAAAACACUGAUAUUUUCUGAAGCACUCAAAUAAUUGUUAAGGCACUUUGUAGAAGACCCACUUGAGAAUGUCUAAGUGUUUGAGCGUCUGUGAGGGGAAAAAAAUAUUAGAUUAAACAUUUGGAGUGCUGCUUAACCAAACUGAACUUUUCUACAAAUGGAUGGUUUGCGUCUGAAUUGUACAUUCCAUUCUUGGAGUCUAUUUAAAUAAACAAGUGUGUAAAAUAGUC